ACAGGCCGCAGAGCACCUCCGUAGAAGGAAGAGGUCUGCUUCGCUCUCUUCCUUUCCAGUGCUUUGCACUCGUAAAUCCAAAGUUGGUAGGAGAGCUCUCGCCGGCGAAGAUUGAUUGCCGGCCGACUGGAUUCGAUUGGCUUUCAGAGGAUAGAUCUAGCACCGAUGAUCUACACGAUGGAAGAAGGUUGCCCAUUCAACGAGGACAUCUACAGAAACAUACUAUCACGCUUCCCGGCAAAAUUGCUUCUGCAAUACAAGAUCAUAUGCAAGCAGUGGAAUUCCAUAAUCUCAGACCUGCACUUCACAUCCGAGCAGGCUCGCCACUCCUGCACAGCAAAACAAGAGUUCUUUGCCUCGAUCUAUUCCAAAUCCUCAAGAUCCUUCCUGUGGAACGCUUCAUCAGCAGGCAUCCCCAGUUCAUUGCAGGGCUUCCUGCAGCAGAAGGGUGCCGACCUCGUUGCUUCCUGCAACGGCCUUCUGUGCUGCUGGAACUAUGACGGCCUCUCGAGCUCCGUUUCUAUACUGAACCCCAUCAACAUGGACUUCUUCACCCUUCCGCCACCCAUUCAAGAAGAAACACCCAUGGAUCCCGAGUCGCCCAGCAGGUUCUCCACAGAGACCAGCGUUGGUUUGGCGUUUGACCCUUGCAUAAGCACCCCCUCCUUCAACUACAAAGUGGUUCUCGUCCAAGCCCUUGUUUCAAAAUGGGAAGCUUCAUACGAGUCUUGCCAUGACGUUAAGUUCCAGAUUUACUCGUCCCAAACUGGUGCAUGGGCUAUGUCAAAUGAAACCAAUGUCUGCCGUACUGUUUCUGAUUCAUGUCCCGUCUUUCAUGGUGGGAUCCUGUUUUGGCUGUGUAUUCGUGAACACAUCCUCGCUUUUGAUGUUGAGAAAGAAGAGUCCUGGUUGAUGAAGUUUCCGUCGGGAAACGUGGAGGAGAAGAUCAUGAACUCCAACUCGCCUCCAUGUUGGGAUGAUGAAUGGCUUGGAGCUUCAGAGGGAAGCCUCUAUUUUGUGCGGACGGGGAUCACUAGGCUGAAUAUAUGGACUGCAGAGAGCUGCAGGCCAGAUGCUAAAUGGUUGAUGAAGUACAGCGUCUGCCUGCAGACUGUGGUAGACAAUCACUUUUAUCUGCUGAACUCCAUAGUGAAGAAGCCAACGAACUGCAGUGAUGAGAUGGUGUGCCUGAGAAAGAAUUCGCAUCUGAAGCUGCACGAGAUGGACACGAAGCUCUUUCAUCCACUGUGUUACUGUGGUGAUGGCAUCGUGCUGCUAAGGGCUGCUGAUAGCAUCCUCUCUUACAAUGUGAAGACCAAGAAGCUGAACGAGCGUUUAAAUUCUCCCAAUAUGAACUUUGUCUGUGUGUACCCUUACAGCAGCAGCCUGAUGUCCAUGAAACUCUUUCAAGGACAUUAAGGCAAGGCAACCCAAUUAAGGCAAGGCAACCCAAUAGGUUAGAGAGAGAGAGAGAGAGAGAGAGAGAUGGUGUUAAGGCUUGCUUAAAACUUUAUGUUAUGUGUAGUAUGCUUAUCUAUAUACUAGAGUUUCAACUUAA
Molecule: messenger RNA, 1558 nt
Organism: Nymphaea colorata (pocket water lily)
Lineage: Eukaryota; Viridiplantae; Streptophyta; Magnoliopsida; Nymphaeales; Nymphaeaceae
Product: F-box protein At5g49610-like
Exons: 2
Coding region: 166-1419 (417 amino acids)
Molecular function (GO): protein binding
Source: RefSeq, a predicted model, not a curated record